Siniperca chuatsi (mandarin fish) is the source of this 1756-nucleotide messenger RNA. RefSeq names its product anti-silencing function 1Bb histone chaperone (gene asf1bb). Gene Ontology annotation, biological process: DNA replication-dependent chromatin assembly. The transcript has 4 exons. NCBI's taxonomy places the organism in Eukaryota, Metazoa, Chordata, Actinopteri, Centrarchiformes, Sinipercidae. Gene Ontology annotation, molecular function: histone binding. The record is from RefSeq and is a predicted model, not a curated record. Gene Ontology annotation, cellular component: nucleus. Bases 238 to 837 code for a protein of 199 amino acids.
AGAAAGUGACGUACUUCCUGUAGCCCAGCCGCCGUCGGGUCAUGUCCAUGGAUGUUCUCGGAGAAUAAAAGACUCACUAACGUUAACUACAUCCUUGAAGACAGACAACGCCAGAGCGUGUGAACCAACCCGGGAACACAGCGAUAGUAAAGUGCCGAGUGACUCGUUAAACUUUGUUCACGUAAGAGAAAAGCUAAUUAGUUUUCCAGAUUGAGGUGCCUAAGAAGACGAUACGCUAUGGCCAAAGUACAAGUGUUAAAUGUUGCUGUGCUGGACAACCCGAGCCCUUUUGGAAAUCCGUUUCAGUUUGAAAUUACGUUUGAAUGCAUGGAGGACUUGCCGGAAGAUCUGGAGUGGAAGAUCAUCUAUGUGGGUUCAGCUGAGAGUGAGGAAUACGACCAGGUUCUGGACUCUGUUCUAGUUGGCCCAGUACCAGCUGGCAGACACAUGUUUGUGUUUCAGGCUGAUGCUCCUAACACAGGGCUGAUUCCAGAGAGUGACGCUGUAGGAGUGACAGUAGUCCUUAUAACCUGCACCUACCGUGGACAGGAGUUCAUCCGCAUCGGCUACUAUGUCAACAAUGAAUACACAGACCCUGAACUACGGGAAAACCCACCUCUCAAACCAGACUACACUCAGCUCCAGAGGAAUAUUUUGGCCUCCAACCCCCGUGUCACACGCUUCCAUAUCAACUGGGAGGGCUUGGCAGACAAGAUGGAGGACAGCGAGAACGUUGACCCAUCCCACAACAUCAGCGGCAUGCUCCCUCCGUCCUGUAUACCCGGAAAGAUGCCACCUCUUGGACUGAUGCCAGACAACUCCAUGGACUGCAUGUAAGAAUCAUCAGAUUAAGAUAAUGGACAAGAACUCUUAUCUAUAAACUCACCCACAUCGCAAACACACAUUUGGACAAGGAGGCCAUGGAUGUAUCAACGUAACAUGUGGACAUUAACAGGAAGCAGGGACAUUAUUUUUAUACAGCAUAUACAAAUGGGAUUGAUCUGGAAUUGUUGCAAACUGUUUUUCUUUCUUGUUCACUCUCUUUCAACACACACACACAGAUGUGCACAACCAACAUUGCCUUAAUUGACCAUAUAUUUGUCUUGGAUGAUGUUGAAGCUGGGCCAGAUAACGUUUGAGUCAUCAGGGUGGGGCGAUCUUAAGACAGGACCACCAUAUCCUCACCUGUUUGGUAUCCAUACUGUGCUGUUCAUUUUGUCCUCUUGAGCACUGAUCAAAGCUAUGGGCAGUGCUCUGUGUGUCAGAAUAGAUCUCACUAGCUGCUCAUAGUAAAGCAUUUCAUUGUUCUGAAGGUUUGUCUCAUCUGACAUGAAUUUGUAGCAUCUGGAGUACCUGUGGAAACAAAUCUUGGGUUUAAAAUAUGGGCUAUGUUCAGGGGCCUGUUGCAAGAAGUAGCUUUACUUAGUGUUAUCUGAAUAGCUUAUGCAGAGAACAACCUUGUACUUACAAGUGUUACCCUUGAGUUAUCCAGAUGAGUCAGUAACCUGCUUCUUCAAACAUGCUCCAGUUCAGAUAAUGUUCUACAAAACAUGUAGGUAAAGGAGAUGAAGGAGAAAUGGAUGCCAUAUUGCUGUCAAGUUGUUUGGAUGAUUUAAGCAUACUGUAAAUAAUGUUUUCCCAGCGCUUAUUUUGUCUUCAAGAUGAGAAGACAUAUUUUCUUUUUGUACUUACUAUAUAUUCUCUGCCUCAACAUUUGUAACAACAGCCAUGGGGUUAAUAAAGUUUCUUUGGUGGA